CGUGACAUCACUAGCCGGCUUGUCCCUGUUCCAUUUGUGUGAGCAGCAGGUGAAGCAGCAGGAGCAUCCCGAUCCAGUGCUGACAGCGUUCAGCAGUAAUAGCCCAGCUCAGCAGCCUCUAUACAGCCCAGCUUGCACGAUUCCCUGUGCUUACGGAUGAUGGGGUUUUUCUGCUGGAGCGGAUGCCUAGUGAUCAGCCUGCAGUUGCUCCUGGGGACAGCUCUGGACAAUCUUCCCACUUGCAAAGAGGAAGAUUUCCACUUUGAGUACACAGAAUGUGACAGCACUGGAUCAAGGUGGAGGGUUGCUGUACCCAAUCCUGAAAAAGCCUGUGCUGGAUUGCCGGACCCAGUAAAAGGAAAAGAAUGCACCUUUUCUUGUGCUGCGGGAGAGUUUCUGGAAAUAAGUAGCCAGCUUUGCAGUAAGUGCGAACCUGGCACCUAUUCUUUAGGAACAGGAAUCAAGUUUGAUGAAUGGGACAAAAUGCCGCAAGGAUUUUCCAACGUGGCCACUUACAUGGAGAACACUGCAGAAUUUUCAGAUAAUAAACCAGAUAGCUGUGUCAACUCCUCCUGGAUUCCUCGAGGAAACUACAUUGAGUCCAACAGUGAUGACUGCACGGUUUCCCUAAUUUAUGCUGUGCAUUUGAAGAAAGCUGGUUCGGUCUCAUUUGAAUAUCAGUAUCUUGAUAACAACAUCUUCUUUGAAUUUUUUAUUCAAAAUGAUCAGUGUCAAGAAAUGAGUUCUUCAUCUGACAAAUGGGUUAAACUAUCAGAUAAUAGUGACUGGAUGCAUCAUAUGGUCUCUCUAAAGUCAGGUACAAACAUAUUAUAUUGGAGAACCACAGGAAUCCUUAUGGGUACAAAACUGGUGAAGCCAGUGUUGAUAAAGAACAUCACCAUUGAAGGGGUUGCAUAUACUUCUGAGUGUUUUCCUUGCAAGCCUGGAACAUACAGUGACAAAGCUGGAUCUUCUUCUUGUAAAAUUUGCCCCAGAAACACAUAUUCAGACAGACAAGCAAAAGAGUGCAUAAAAUGUUUUGAGGAUAAAGAAUAUUCGGAGGAAGGAGCAAGUAAAUGUGUAGCGCGCCCUCCAUGCACAAAAAAAGAUCUGUUCCAGAUUCAUACACCAUGUGACAGUGAACGCAAGACUCAAAUAAUAUAUAAAUGGAUAGAGCCAAAGAUUUGUCGAGAAGAGCUUCCUGGUUCAAUCAAGCUACCUGCUUCUGGGAAUAAAGAAGACUGUCCUCCUUGCAAUCCAGGAUAUUUUAGCAAUGGGACAUCUGCUUGUUCUCCAUGCCCUUUUGGAACCUAUUCUAAUGGAUUAAAUGAGUGUAAGACUUGCCCUGCAGGAACAGAGCCUGUUGUGGAAUUUGAAUAUAAGUGGUGGAACAUCCUUCCAGGCAACAUGAAGACAUCUUGCUUUAAUGUUGGAAAUUCCAAAUGUGAUGGAAUGAAUGGUUGGGAAGUAGCGGGAGAUCACAUCCAAAGUGGUGUUGGGGGAACAGACAACGAUUAUCUAAUCCUAAAUUUGCAUAUUUCAGGGUUUAAGCAACCCACAUCAGUGACUGGAGCCACCGGAGCUGAACUGGGAAGAGUUACCUUUGUGUUUGAAAAUAUUUGUGUGUCUGACUGUGUGCUGUACUUUAUGGUGGAUAUUAACAGAAAGUCAACAAGUUUAGUGGAAUCAUUUUCAGGACGCAAAGAAUAUCAAUCAUAUACUCAUAUAAUAAACAAAAACGCCACCUACAUGUUCACUUGGGCUUUCCAGAGGACAAAUACUGCCCAAGAUAGCCGACGAUUUGUAAAUGACAUUGCAAAGAUCUAUUCAAUCACAGUUAGUAAUGCUGUUGACGGAGUUUCAUCAUCAUGUCGUGCCUGUGCUCUGGGCCCACAGCAAUUGGGAUCGGCAUGUGUGCCUUGUCCUGCUGGUCACUAUAUUGACAAAGAGAGCAACAUGUGUAAAGAGUGUCCUCCCAACACCUAUUUAACUCCACACCAGGUCUAUGGCAAAGAAGCCUGUGUCCCCUGUGGCCCAGGGAGUAAAAGCAAUAAGGAUCAUUCUGCCUGCUACAGUGAAUGCCUAGUAACCUAUAUUAAGGAAAACCAAACUUUGAGUUACAACUUUAACAGUCUUGGCAAAGUAGCUACCCUCAUAAAUGGACCAAGUUUUACUUCCAAGGGGACAAAAUACUACCAUCUUUUUAACAUGAGUUUGUGUGGGCAUGGGGGGGAGAAGAUGGCCGUCUGCACAGACAAUAUUACAGAUGUAACGGGAAAAGACAUUGAAGCAGAUGCAGAAGACUACUCUAAUGUUGUAAAGACCUUUAUCUGUCAGUCUACCAUUAUCCCAUCAGACAGCAAAGGUUUCAGGACAGCACUAUCAUCACAGUCAGUCAAUCUGGCAGAUUUAUUUCUAGGUGUUACAACUAAUGCAUUUCUUGGUGGCAUCACCAUUAGUCCAGACGUAUUCCCAUCCCAUUUGAAGAUACCUGAUGUGAAUUUCUUUUAUAAAUCCUUAACAACUACAUCAUCAUGUGAACAAGGACGAGCAACAGUUAUAUCUAUGAGGUGCAACCCUGCAAAGCUGGGCCAGGGUGACAUUUCUGCACCAAGAAAUUGUCCAGCGGCUACAUGUGAUGGGUGCAAUUUUUACUUCCUUUGGGAAACUGCAGAGGCAUGCCCACUGUGCACAGAGAGGGACUAUCAGAAAAUAGAGGGAGCUUGCAAACAUGGGCAACAGGAAACCCACUAUGUGUGGAAUGAAAUGAAGCUUUGCACAAAAGGUGUCACUUUGCCAGAGAAGAAAGUUUCUGCCUGUGAAUCAAUUGAUUUCUGGCUUAAAGUAGGAGCAGGUGUAGGAGCCUUCACAGCUGUCUUGCUCGUAGCAUUGACUUGUUACUUCUGGAAGAAAAACCAAAAGUUGGAAUAUAAAUAUUCAAAACUGAUAAUAACUGCAAACUCCAAGGAGUGUGAGCUUCCUGCCCCAGACAGCUGUGCUAUCAUGGAAGGGGAAGAUAACGAGGACGAUGUGAUAUAUUCUAAUAAACAGUCAUUACUUGAAAAGCUAAAGUCACUUGCAACCAAGGAAAAAGAACACAAUUUUGAAUCUGUCCAGUUAAAAUCCUCCCGAACACAACAUAUAUGAUCCUGAUGUUGCCUUCUUGGACAGUGGAAGAUUUUUUUAAGAAAAGGAAAAAAAAGCUAUAAAAAAUAUUUGUGAUACCUGGGCAGAUUAUUGAGGCAUCAGAAGUUAAAAAUAAUACAACAUUAAAAGCUUGGUUGCCUUAUUACAUGAUUGAGUGUCUUGCCAAAAAUGUAAUGAUAAUUUAAAUUUCUAGUUCAACUCAGGAAGAGAGACCAAUGCAGAAUAUUCAUAUUCAUUCAUUAAGAGUGCAUUGCCUGUGCAUGCCCUGAUAUACCUGUAAUCUUCUGUUCCUUCAAGUACAGAAGUAGAGUGUCUGUAUGGUAGACAUCAUCCAUACAUCCAUCACAGGAAAAUUACUGGCUGGAUUGUGUAUUCACAAAGAAAAAGAUUUUAGCUUCAGAUGGUGCAUUCUUUAAUUCAAAGCCUGUAAAGAAAAACAUGAACUGCAAUGCCCAAAGAUUUUGUAUUUUAUUCCAUGGGGAAGCAGCUUGAGCAUCUUUUCAUCCUAAAUUGCUCAGGUACAGUAGCUGGACCAUUAAGCCUGAAAAAUCAUUAUUUAAAAAUUACACUUUUUUAUGUAUGCCAUAAAAAUCUCUAGAAUUUCCAAAUAUACAAUUGGCGAGGGAACUUUUUGAGUAAUUCAUGAAAAUGUGCAAGAAAUUAGACUAUUAUUUAACGAUCAUUAUAUGCCCAUUCCAUGCAUUAUGUAUGGUCGUGUAACCUCUAUAAAAAGUUGUUGCUUUCCUGCUCCAUGGGAAUGAAUUGUGCUAUCUGUGAGUGCCUUAGUUUGUCCAGCCUGAGGCUGCUGUCAUUUAAUUGUUUCAUGUGACUGUGCUGUGCAUCUGAGAAGUUCUCAUAUAAGAACAUUUAUUAAAUAAAAAAGACACAUUUCAUGGA
This is a messenger RNA of Xenopus laevis (African clawed frog), 4044 nucleotides long. RefSeq names its product endosome-lysosome associated apoptosis and autophagy regulator family member 2 S homeolog (gene elapor2.S). NCBI's taxonomy places the organism in Eukaryota, Metazoa, Chordata, Amphibia, Anura, Pipidae. The transcript is spliced from 22 exons. Gene Ontology annotation, cellular component: membrane; plasma membrane. Gene Ontology annotation, biological process: positive regulation of BMP signaling pathway. The record is from RefSeq and is a predicted model, not a curated record. The coding region runs from base 157 to 3147 and encodes 996 amino acids.